AUGUCCGAUUCCGGCAAUGUUCAACCGCCUGUUCCCCUUUGUUCUCGCGACUCUGACAGCUAUCGCGUGGUCACCCCAACUGACGGCAAGAAGCAGCUUUGCUUGCAAUUGGCUGAUAUGGUCGCUGCCACUCCAGAAGCAGAGCUGCAGUCGCACGCGAUAGAUACAGAAGCUUUUGUGGAUCUAUUUUUGCGUUAUAUACAAAAGGAUCAUUUGUCGAUGGAAUGGAAUGAAAUAGGCAGGCCAAACAGUGAAUUAGUGAGUUACCUGCAUUCUGUGGUUUUAUGGUUCUGCUGA
This is a messenger RNA of Protopolystoma xenopodis, 297 nucleotides long. The record is from the annotation of a GenBank genome assembly. NCBI's taxonomy places the organism in Eukaryota, Metazoa, Platyhelminthes, Monogenea, Polystomatidea, Polystomatidae.